Lathyrus oleraceus (garden pea) is the source of this 1158-nucleotide messenger RNA. RefSeq names its product F-box/kelch-repeat protein At3g23880. Bases 1 to 1158 code for a protein of 385 amino acids. Gene Ontology annotation, molecular function: protein binding. The record is from RefSeq and is a predicted model, not a curated record. NCBI's taxonomy places the organism in Eukaryota, Viridiplantae, Streptophyta, Magnoliopsida, Fabales, Fabaceae. The transcript has a single exon.
AUGAAACCAUUUCAGGUGUUCCUCCACAACGAUCUCGUCACAGAAGUUCUUUCGGUUCUUCCGGUGAAAUCUCUUAUUCGUUUUAAAUGUGUUAGUAAGCAUUGGAAAACUCUCAUCUCCGAUCAUUCCUUUGUGAAAUUGCAUCUUAGAAGAUCAGAAACACGAAACUUAGUAUUAGUAACAUGUCACAUAAUAGCUACCCCUAAAGAGCCUGAUCGCAGUAUUGUUCCAUAUCCUAUACGUCGUUUACUCGAUAACCCUUUGUUCAUGCUUUUUGAUGAUCUUAACUAUCAUUUGAAUUACAAAGGAUGUGAUUAUAUAGUUGGUUCAUGCAACGGCUUAAUUCUUUUGGCCGGUGAACAUUUCAAUUGCUACUUUAGGAAUCAGGAUAGGAGUAGAAGUUACUGGCUCUCGGUUUGGAACCCAGCCACCAGGUCAAUUUCUAAAAGUUUUGGAUAUAUUCAUGAGUUUGGUGAAUCUAUAUAUCAAGCUUUCAACUUUGCGUUUGGUUAUGAUAAUUCAAACGAAACUUAUAAAGUGGCGGCGUUCCGUUACCUUCCAGAUAAAAGCGAGGUGAGAGUUCUUAGUUUAGGUGAUAAUGUUUGGAGAAAUGUUGAAUGUUUCAAGGAUGUUAUUCUUCCGUACAAGUACGUGUAUUUGAGUGAAACUAUUAACUGGUUGGCCAAGGAUAUUAGUGUUGAGCAGAUUGUUAUUAUUUCAUUUGAUUUGACAACAGAGACAUUCAAGAAAAUGGAUGUUCCCGGUGGUUUUAAUGGAGUUUUGUCUUGUGAGCCAAAGCCAGUUCUUGCUGUGUUGGGGGGUUGCCUUUGUUUUUCUUAUUACUACGAGGAAAUGGAUUUUGUUAUAUGGAAGAUGAAUGAAUUUGGAGUUGAAGAUUCUUGGACUCUUUUUCUUAAAAUGAAUGGUCAAAAUCUUGGUAUAGAUUAUGACCAUAGUAAUUAUAGAUAUCCAUGGGUGCCGUUGCUUCUGUCGGAUGAUACACUGAUACUGACGAGUAGUAAUGAAUCUCAGGCAAUUCUCUAUAAUAGGAGAGAUAAUAGAGUUACUCGAACAAACAUUAUUGCUAAUAGAACCAACUUUUCUUUAGAGUGGGAGGAUGCCAAAGUUUAUGUUGAAAGCUUAGUUCCAAUUUUCUAA